Messenger RNA from Trametes versicolor FP-101664 SS1, 1755 nucleotides. RefSeq names its product cysteine proteinase. Bases 66 to 1640 code for a protein of 524 amino acids. Lineage: Eukaryota; Fungi; Basidiomycota; Agaricomycetes; Polyporales; Polyporaceae. Gene Ontology annotation, molecular function: zinc ion binding; cysteine-type deubiquitinase activity. The record is from RefSeq and is a predicted model, not a curated record. Gene Ontology annotation, biological process: spliceosomal complex assembly; protein deubiquitination; mRNA processing. The transcript is spliced from 8 exons.
CCGACCCUGCAUCUUGCUCACUCCUCGCUCUUCCUUGUGCUUGUAUCGAUCUUCUGUUUCAGCAGAUGGCUACUCGCUCGAAACACGCAAACCCCACCGACGACUCCGCCCGCCCGUCGAAGAAGGCACGCGUAGAGGACGCCGUUCAGCCAGAACACGUAGAGACACCGACCGCGUUAGCCGGCGAGGACAGCGAAGAAGAGGAGGAGGAAUCUGCAGGCCAGACAGAGCCCUUGAAGGCUUCAGACCUGUAUCUCGAUACUAUCAACAGGGCUGUACUAGACUUCGACUUCGAGAAAGUGUGCUCUGUCUCUUCGUCCAACAUCAACAUAUAUGGCUGUCUCGUCUGCGGGAAAUACUUCCAGGGCAGAGGGCGAAACUCGUACGCGUUUGCACAUGCCAUCCACGACGACCAUCACGUUUUCAUAAACCUUGAAACUACCAAGGUCUAUGUACUCCCCGACGGCUACCCCGUUUCGGACCCUUCGCUCGAGGACAUAUCUUUCGUCCUCUCCCCGACCUUCACCCAAGCGUCAACCUCAACUCUGUCCACCCCCAUACAUCUACAGAAACCGUCCUACGACCUCUCCAAUAAAUCCUACGUCCCUGGCUAUAUUGGCCUGAACAACAUCAAAAGGAACGAUUACCUAAACGUCGUUAUCCACUCCCUUCUCCAUGUAGCACCAUUGCGAGACCACCUGUUGCUCUCAAAUUACCGUGGAAAGCAAUCAGAGCUGCUAAGGAGGUUCGCUGGUCUCGCGAAGAAAUUGUGGAACCCUCGCCUGUUCAAGAGCCAGGUCAGCCCGCACGAAUUUCUGCAAGAGGUCAACCGAGCGAGUACUGGCAAGUUCAGCCUGGAAAAACAGGGUGACCCCGUAGAAUUCCUCGGAUGGCUCCUCAACCGUCUCCACAAGGAUAUGGGUGGCACCAAGAAGAAGAACUCCAGCGUCAUUUUCAGCACCUUCCAAGGCGAGGUUCGCAUGGAAACACAGCAGGUCCUCGUACGACCAGACUCCGAGACCGGCGAACGGCCACGGUUUGACAUUGACCGAGAACUCAAGUCCGCCGUAUCGCCGUUCCUCUUCCUUGCUGUCGAUCUACCACCGCCACCAUUGUUCCAAGACUCGGUGGAGAAGAAUAUCAUUCCGCAAGUCAGCAUACAGUCCGUACUGGCCAAGUAUGACGGCCAGAAGACGCAGGAAUCCGUCGGACAGCUACGCCGCUUCAAAUGCCAGCGGUUACCGCCUUACAUCGUCCUGCACUUCAAACGCUUCACCAAAAACCAGUUCGUGGAGGAGAAGAAUCCCACCGUUGUUAAUUUCCCUCUGCGGGGUCUCGACUUCAGGGAGUACCUGGAUGCUCCGGCGUCGCAUCCUUCCACUGUCUACGACCUGAUCGCGAACGUCACGCACGAGUCGGCGGCAGGCACCACGCACGACAAGGAGAGCACAGUGUGGAAGGUCCACCUCCGAGCCGGUGCAGGCGGCGGGGAGAAUGAGAGGUGGUUCCAGAUUCAGGAUCUGAUUGUGGAAGAGAUCAGGAAGGAGAUGAUUGUGCUGGGCGAGACUAUCCUGCAGAUAUGGGAACGCAGGCCAGAGGCCGCAUCGCCGACGAGCGGAAUGGACGUUGACAAGCCAUGAGGUCCCCACCGGGGCACCGCGCUAUGCACUCCACGUCACUGGGCAUGGCAUUGACCGUAGGAAUAUUGUCAUGUACUAUAGCAGAUGCGCGUUUCAAGAGAACUACAUCAUUUGC